CUUUGUCACCAGCAAGCUCUGACAAGCAUCAGGAGAGAGGAGAGAGACCGAGGGGGAGAGAGAGAGAGAGAGAGAGAGAGAGAGAGAGAGAGAGAGUUAAACAGAGGUGCGAGAAGGGAGGUUGUGUCAGAGGAGACUGGACGGGGAAGGUGUGAGGGAGCUGCACAGGGCAUAAAAGGAGGCGACACCGAUGGAUGGAUAGAGAGGAGGGAGAGCAGAGACGACCCGACCCUCAGAACUGUGUGAGGGACUCGACUGCUGCCGCUGUCUCUGUGAAUGGUGCGCUCACAUAGAGAGAAGGGUCUGGGACGUCAUCGCGUUACCUGUGUGGCUGAGUCAGAGGGCCGACUCUGCACUAGACGUCUGUCCGCCCACUGCGAGAUUCUCUCCAUCCGUCCGUCCCUCCGUCCGCUCAACGAAGACACACCAGGAGCCCUGAACUUUGCGGCCGCUCCACACCGCUUUAUUUGUUCUGCUGGUGUAAACACCUCACGUCACUCACACCUCCCCACCGAGUGAUCCACCGCAUUCUCCGGGUCGGAGACAGGCAGCGAAAGGAAAAAGGCGAGGGAGGAUUCGCAGAGAACCAAAGCGUUCGCAAGCGGAGAGGUCGGCGCCAUGAAGCUGGCGUUCUUGGUGCUGGCGGCCGUGUGCGCGGCGGGCAACGUGAGCGGCAUGUCCACGUGUAAGACGCUGGACGUGCAGAUGGUGAGGAAGAAGCGCAUCGAGGCGAUCAGGAGCCAGAUCCUCAGCAAACUGCGCUUAGCGAAAGAGCCAGAGGCCGAGCAGUCGGGGGACGAGGAGGAGAUCCCGACGACCCUGCUGUCGCUGUACAACAGCACCAAGGAGAUGCUGAGGGAGCAGCGGAGGGUGGAGACGGACAUCGCCACGGAGCAGGAGGAGGAGGAGUACUUUGCCAAGGUGCUGCACAAGUUCAACAUGACCGCCAAAAACGACACAGGGACCACCAAGGCCUCCAAAACUAUCCCGAUGUUCUUCAACAUCUCGGAGAUACGAGAAAGUGUGGGAGACUACCGCCUGCUGACCAGCGCUGAGCUGCGGAUGCUCAUCAGAAAACCCGUGAUAGCUUUUUCGCAGCGGGUGGAGCUGUACCAGGGUCUCGGGUCGCCCAGCUACCUCGCCUCCCGCUUCGUCACCAACCAGUCGAAAGACAAAUGGCUGUCCUUCGACGUCACUGAGACUCUGCAGAGCUGGCUCAAAGACAACAAGGAUGAAGAGGAGUUCCAACUUCGACUGUUCUGUGAAUGUGGCCAGACAGACGUCGACAGUACCUUCAGCUUUAGCAUUUCUGGCAUCGAGUCUGGUAGGGGAGACACAGGAGUUAUGCAAAUGAGGACAAAGCAACCACCCUACAUCCUGACCAUGUCCAUCCCUCAGAACAGCAGCAGCCACCUUACCUCGCGCAAAAAACGCUCCACCGAUCCAAAGGACACCUGCACAGCCCAGACAGAGACCUGCUGCGUGAGAAACCUUUACAUCGACUUCAGGAAAGAUCUGGGCUGGAAGUGGAUACAUAAGCCAACUGGCUACAACGCUAAUUACUGCAUGGGAUCCUGCACCUACAUCUGGAAUGCUGAAAACAAAUAUUCCCAGAUUUUGGCCCUGUACAAGCAUCACAACCCAGGAGCCUCUGCCCAGCCUUGCUGUGUUCCACAGACACUGGAGCCACUGCCCAUCCUCUACUACGUGGGCAGGCAACACAAGGUGGAGCAGCUGUCCAACAUGAUUGUGAAGUCCUGCAAGUGCAGCUAAAAAUACGGCACGGCCAACACUCAAACACACUAUGAGAUGUGUUCUAGAGCGUCACGGAGUGAGCAUGUGACGGAGGGGACGAGAAACAUGUGGAACAAUUUGAAGUCAUCGGGAUCUUUCCGUUCACCACCAAUCCUUUUGCUAAAACUCUACCUUCAUCACACCCUGGACUUCUUCAUGUAGAAAUUAAAGAUUUCAUUUCAUUUCUGUGCGUAUAUACCUUUCCCCUUGCUGUAGUAAAAAAAAAUGCCUGUCCUUAAAUGAGACAGAUGUGUAAAGAAUGUUUGCCAGUUCGACAUUAAAAAAGAAAUAUAUACGCCCCCCCGCCCCCAACCAGCAAAAAAAGAAUAAAGAAUGCCAAAGGACACGAGGACCAAGAUAACCUCCAUGGAAGAAUAUUUUCUUUUUCACAGCUGAUUAUCUGGGACUUUUGUUAUUUCCGUAUCAUCAACCCAAUGAGGUCACAGAUAAAAGGUGCUGAAAGCCCCAGGUAUGGAAGACAGUGGUGGUUGUUGGGGAUUUUCCUCGGCCAUAAAGGCACAGGUGUUUCCUGGAGAUUGUUUGCGUCGCACGGGACAGCAGACCGCCGCGGGGACAGUACGACCCGGGGAAACUCCCUCUGACUGGCGGGAGCUAUCAGCCAACCGAGCAGCGCUUCACUCAAACCGUCCGUCUUUUUGUAUUUGGAGCCCACUUGACUUAUUCGAUGCUUUUGUUUUGUUCUCGUCGCUGUUAUACCAGAUUGUCCUUAUGAAGCCGCCCCGUGCUGUCAAAGAACAUGAGUAAUAUCAGGGGAUGUGAGAGUGAUGACGCCGUGUUUUUCCCCGCUCUCAGGAGUCACAGCAGGCUAGUUGUGUCUAGAAGGUGGUGGUCGGGGGAUGCGGCUGUGGUGUCGGUUUUAGGGAAGCUGUUGACACUCAACACACACUUUUGCUGUUUGUUUUUAAUAGUAAUGUAGGGGCAAUUUGUUUUAACUCUCAUCUGAAAGUGUGAUGCUUUUGUACAACUCCAGAAACAACCCAAAACUUUGUAGUGCACUUCCCAUUUGAAAUUUGCAUUUGUAAAUAUUUUAACAAUUUGAAAUAAACGUUAAUGUUAAAUUAUCA
Molecule: messenger RNA, 2879 nt
Organism: Gasterosteus aculeatus aculeatus (three-spined stickleback)
Lineage: Eukaryota; Metazoa; Chordata; Actinopteri; Perciformes; Gasterosteidae
Gene: tgfb1a
Product: transforming growth factor, beta 1a
Biological process (GO): regulation of cell population proliferation; transforming growth factor beta receptor signaling pathway
Cellular component (GO): extracellular region
Molecular function (GO): growth factor activity; cytokine activity; transforming growth factor beta receptor binding
Source: RefSeq, a predicted model, not a curated record